UUAUUGAAAAUGGAGUAUAUUUCUAAUGAGACUGGAUGUAAAAUCGGAUACGCCUACCUUCUUGGUAUUAUGGAUGCUUAAUUUAUAGUAUUCUUAGGCAUCUCAAAUAUCUUCAUGAUUGCAACAGCUCUGGUCAUUCAUUGAUGCUGGAAUAGAAAAUAAGCAUGAGAUCAGUAAUGAAGACAAAUUAGCAAAGAUAAUGCAACUGCACACUUUUGAAUCGAAUGGAACUGAAACUAGAGAGAAUAACAAAGUAAAGCAAAACAAUUAUAUUAAUAUCAGACAAAACACUGAGCAAGAAAGUUCUCCCUUGAUUAUCGAUCUCCCUGUGUUUUAUGAGGACUUACAAAAUAUUUAUAACUCAGAAGAUAGAAAUGAACGGAGUCUUUUGAAAUAGCUGGAAAAAUUUUGUGCUAAAAUACCAAUGUGUCGAGGUAUUUCUAUACAAUAACAAAAAUCCAAUGACUCUAAGAGAUGAAGAGAGCAACUCAAACCAAAUAUUUCUUGAUUCAAUUACCAAAAUAAAGGAAAUACAAGAUUCUAUAUUCGAACUAUGAGGCUACUAUAAACAAGAAAGCUACUUCCAACAGGAUCAGACAAUGAGAAUUGUGGAUGAGAAUAGUUAUAGCAAAGACAUUCAGACUAUCAAAAGAAAGCAUCAGAGAACAUAUAGUCAUAAUAAAAAUAUCCCUGUAGUUACACCAAUGAGUAAUCUUAUAAAUCUUAUAUCCAGACAAGAGCUAUGGCUGUUUGUUUUUUUUAGCCACAAAAUUUUAGAUUUUAGAAAUAAUGUUUUAAACUUUCCUUUAUGAUUAUUUAUAAAACCACCAAAAUAAAAAUAUAGAACAUAUGAGUAACAGAACAAUAAAUCAUAUAAAUGCUAAAUAAAGUAGUUACUCCAAAAAGGACUUUUAGAAGAGCUAUUAAACUGAAGAGUGUCUCUUUCAAGGCAAUCCCGAACAGGAUUGUAGAAAUCUUAAAUAAAAGCUCGAAGGAAGGGAGCCCAUUGAAUCAAAGUGAGUCAUGAGAUUCAUCAAUCGAAAAGUCUAAUUCUCGAAGCUCUACAAAAAGGUCAAACUUGUAUAGUGAGUCUCAUGGUUUUGAGCCUCAGAAGAUAAAUAAUUUUAGUCUAAAAGAUCGGGUUGAAGGUUCUCAUAAGCACUCGAUAUCUAGGAAUUUAAUCAUAGAUCCAAGGAUAAUUAUACGAUAAUAUAUGUAAUUAUUUUUACAAUGAACCUUAAUUCAGUUGUUAAACUCUACACUAAGUAAUCAAAGCUCUUCUAAAAUCAAAGUAGAGCCAUUAAAUCCUAACCGCCUUUUAAAGAAGGUUAGCAAUGAAAGUUUGAUGAGUAGGAUAGAGAAAGAUAGCCUAAACCAGAGUAAAGUUGGAAGAAAUACUAGAGUUGAAGAAAUCAAGAAGACUAUAUCUCAGAAUAAGAAAUAUUUUGGAAGAACGCCAAUGAGGGUGGAGGAAAUGUACAAUGACACUGAGAAGAAGUUAUUCUCUGAAAUUGAGGUAUAUAACAUAAGCCCUCACAAAGUUCAACUU
This is a messenger RNA of Moneuplotes crassus, 1549 nucleotides long. NCBI's taxonomy places the organism in Eukaryota, Ciliophora, Spirotrichea, Euplotida, Euplotidae. The record is from the annotation of a GenBank genome assembly.